AUGAUUUUAGUUGACGACGAGGGUAUGCGACUCAGUGCCUUCGUUGAUUUCGAUUGUGGUAGACAGUUCUGUCACCAACUGAUGGAGGGAAACUCUUUACGGAUAUCGAGAUUUGGAUUAAUGGAAUCCCGUGUAAAAUAUAGGCCAAUUUAUCUACCGUUUGGAUUGCAAUUCUUACCCGAGACUAUUAUUAAAGAAUUGGAUCUUUCUGAUAAAGUGCCUCGGAAUAAAUAUUUGAAAUCCUUUCCUCGAAUACUUUCCCCACGAUCUAAUAAGCGAUAUUUAUUCGACGUUAUUGGUCAGAUUAUAUGUAUUCAUCCAUUAAAGAAGGUACCUUUUAAUGGGAUCAUGAUUAGUCGGCUCAAUAUAGAAUUGAGAGACAACGUGGAUUCGCGUUUGACGUGUAUUUUAUGGGAUGGAUAUGCGGAUGCUUUCACCGAAUAUGCGAGGACUAAUAUUACCUCUUACGUCGUAUGUUCUUUAGUUAUUUCGAAUUACUUGGCUGCAUCUAAAAUACUCAUUGAUCCAGAAACACUACAAAACGGGUUUAUUAAUUCUUUGUUACGUGGUGAUGAGAUUGACUUAACUCCAAAUGAUACUAUUGAUCAGAGUAAUAUUACCGAUGUUUCUUUACACGAUGAAUUUUUCAAUCUCAAUCCUCGGAUGAACAUCCGUCAAGCUAUUUAUGCAGAUAAGGAGGGAUCAUUUGUCGUUAUAGUUAACGUUGAUUUUGUUGAUAAACUCAAUCCUUGGUAUUAUCAUUCUUGCAAAAUUUGUAAGAGUAAGGUGUUGCCUUAUUUGAGAGGUUCUAAUGCCACUGAACCACUUAUAUACCAUUGUGAUAAAAUCUGCAAACAUGAUGUAUAUGACGUUGAUGUGAGGUAUUUUUUAAUUUUACAAGUCUCCGAUCUCACCGGCGAGUCUAUCAGGGUACUAUUCUUAGAUGGUAUUGCACAAUCUCUUUUUUGUGUUAGUGCUAAGGAUCUACUCGACAGUAUCAAUGAGAACGAUGAAGCUGUUUUACCUAGCACUAUUAAGGGUCUCGAAGGGAAAGAAUUUCUCCUUAAGCUUGGGAUAUCUGAUGAUAAUGUCAAAGCACGUGGCGAAAACUAUAUUGUUAGAAGAUUUUGCGAUGAUGUUCAUAUGAUCAACAUGUUUAGAUCGUUAUAA
This is a messenger RNA of Arabis nemorensis, 1170 nucleotides long. NCBI's taxonomy places the organism in Eukaryota, Viridiplantae, Streptophyta, Magnoliopsida, Brassicales, Brassicaceae. The record is from the annotation of a GenBank genome assembly.